Molecule: messenger RNA, 762 nt
Organism: Musa acuminata AAA Group (dessert banana)
Lineage: Eukaryota; Viridiplantae; Streptophyta; Magnoliopsida; Zingiberales; Musaceae
Exons: 2
Coding region: 1-762 (253 amino acids)
Source: RefSeq, a predicted model, not a curated record
AUGGCGUCAUUCCGUGCGUUCUGGGCUGCGACCACAUGUAGGUACCGCCUCGCCACUCAGGGAUCGAUUGAAGAGUUGAUCCGGGGAGGUCACCUCGGGUGCUAUCUCAAUGAACCAAGAGAAGCAUCUCCACGUCCCAAGGGUCCCGUCGAGAAACAAAUUGAUGUCAUCACUGGCGAAUCGACUACUAGCGGUAGUAGCUUGACGACGAGGAAGGCCUACACCUACGACAAGGUGGAGAAGCACCCCAAACCUGAGUUCGAGCCAAAAAUCACCUUCAAAACCGAAGAGGUCGAACGCUCCCACCACGACGACGCUUUGGUGAUCUCCAUUUGGAUCGCCAAUGCUCGGGUGAAGAGAGUGAUGGUCGACACUGGGAGCUCUGUCGACGUACUGUACCUCAACGCCUUCAAGAAGCUCGACCUAACUAAUGAGGACCUCACCUCCAUAGCAUCGGCACUCAUCGGAUUCACGGGGGAUUCCAUCUCCCCGCUUGGGACCACCAUCCGCCUCGUUACCAUCGGGGAAGAACUAAGAGCCAAGACGAUGAUGACUACCUUCAUGGUAGUCGACCUUCCCUUGGUCUACAACGUCAUCCUCGGUUGCCUGACACUCAACAAACUGAAAGCGGUGGUUUCCACUUACCACUGGGCCAUCAAAUUUCUGACUUCAUUAGGGGUUAGGGUAUCCCGAAACGAUCCUAGAGAAUCAAGACGAUGCUACUUUAUAGCGGUUAGUCUUUUGGAGAAGUCACGACCCUAG